AUGAGCACCACCACGAGUUUUCCGCAGGCUUUCAGCUCGUUGAUUCAACGGGAAGUGAAGGCGAAGAUCAACCCCACCGCUAGCUUUCCUUGCAUGCUGCACCAAUGCUUGAGUGACAUUGAAGAGCUUUGCAAGCGCGAUCCUGCCAUGCACAAGUUGAAUGAGAUUGUGUCCUGGCAAAAGCAAGGCGCUGCGUUUCGAGUUCAUGACAAGAAGCGAUUUGAAGACUUGAUCAUGCCAGUCUGGUUCAUCCGGCUCAAGUACAGCAGCUUCAUCCGUCAGCUGAGUCUCUUUGGCUUUAAGAAGAUCCACAAGGACACCAAGGAUGCUCAGAAAGGAGCCAUGUACCACUCGCUCUUCCUUCAGGGACGUCCAGACCUUGCCCAUGGGAUCCACAAGAUGGGAAAGAACAAACCCCAAUACCCUCAGCUCCAGCUGAUGCAGCAGUUUCAGUUGCAGCAGCAGCGCCAGCAACAGCGCCAGCAACAGCGCCAGCAGCAGCAGAAAGCAUGUGCCACUCCCAAGCUGUGCCAGCCCUUGUGUCUCCCUCCUUGCCCUCAAGCUCUACCUGAGCAGAAGCAACAGGAAAAGUCUCUCAAGUUGGACAACAACAACAACAACUGCCUUUCCAACAGCCUCAGCUUUCUACAGAGAGCCGUCCCAGCUGCGCGGCAGCAAAUGCAUCACUUGCAGGGCAACGCCCGUUUUGUGCUGCAGGGAAGUGCCACCAGCAAUACCGGUACCCGCGGUGUCAAUGGACUGGUCAACCUUCUCUCCGAGAACAUCUUUGCCACAUUCAAGAGCGUUGAAGACGACCUAGAAGAGAUGCCAGAGAUUGAUACUUCCAACCUAGUCAUGCAUCAGCAUACCCAAGCUGAUGCUGAUGCUGAUGCUGAUGCUGAUGAUAACAUCCACGCCAACUGCGACAGUGCAACCAACGGCAAUCCCCUCGUCAGUUUGGUCCUUCAAAACAUGGACCUCAGCUUCCCGCUACCAGGAGCCAACGACUGUCACUCGGACCAAACAGCCCAACAAGACGACCACGAGUUGCUUCUCUUAUCAGAUCUUUUGGAGCCGACGCCCCUCCCCCCUCUAGCCUCCUCUUCUUCCGCGGCUUCUAGUAAUAACCACCACCAACACAACGCAUCCUAUUCUGCAGUCAUGGAUCAGCUCUUGGAGGCACAAGGCGUUACCUGUACAUUUGAUGCACACAAGAAUCAAGGAACCACCACCAAGACACAGCAGACACAAGGAUGGAACAACACUAUCGCAUCAGACAUGGACCAGCUGCUGGCGUUUGCGCCGCUCGAGAUGGAUACCGGUAGUGCGGGCUGGUAG
Messenger RNA from Seminavis robusta, 1338 nucleotides. Lineage: Eukaryota; Bacillariophyta; Bacillariophyceae; Naviculales; Naviculaceae. The record is from the annotation of a GenBank genome assembly.